Molecule: messenger RNA, 540 nt
Organism: Metarhizium album ARSEF 1941
Lineage: Eukaryota; Fungi; Ascomycota; Sordariomycetes; Hypocreales; Clavicipitaceae
Product: Ubiquitin-conjugating enzyme/RWD-like protein
Exons: 3
Coding region: 1-540 (179 amino acids)
Source: RefSeq, a predicted model, not a curated record
AUGGAUUUUGCCAUGGAGGAUAACCAGAAUUCUGCCCCUGGCAGCGUCCCUGCCGCCAAGCUCAAUUCGAGAAAGGGCCCAGAUUCUCAGAGCGUCACCAAAAGAUUGCAAACCGAGCUUAUGCAGCUUAUGACCGCGCCUGCCCCCGGUGUCUCUGCGUUUCCUUCCGCCGAUGGUAAUCUGCUCUCGUGGACUGCUACCAUCCAGGGACCCGAAGACACCCCCUACGCCAGCUUGACCUUCAAGUUGAGCUUCUCCUUUCCCUCCAACUAUCCAUAUGCUCCCCCUACCGUCCUCUUCAAGACGCCCAUCUACCACCCCAACGUGGAUUUCUCAGGCCGCAUCUGUCUUGACAUUCUUAAGGAUAAGUGGACAGCUGCCUACAACAUCCAGACGGUUCUCCUAAGCCUCCAGAGCUUGCUCGGCGAGCCCAACAACUCCUCGCCUUUGAACGGCGAAGCUGCUGAGCUGUGGGACUCUAAUGCUCAAGAGUUCAAGAACAAGGUCAUGGGACGUCACCGAGAUAUUGAGGAGGAGUAG